CGCGGAAGCGCCACGGGAACAGUGCCGGUACCGGGACACCGAGGGACUGGGACACUGCGGGACCCGUGUGCCGGUACCGGGGCUGGGACAGGGACCGGGGCUGGGAUGUCCCGUGUGCCGGUGCCGGGACAGGGACACUGCUGGACCCGCGUGCCGGUGCCGGGCUCGGGCGGCUGUGGCGGGACCAAGCCCUCAGGAUGCCAGCACUGCCUCUGGAUGAGCUCCAGCUGACAGAAAGGGAUCCCAAGACAGGGAAGCUGAGAACUUUACCAGCACUGCACCCAGAAGUCAAGGCAGAUCGGUCGUUUGUGCUGUACAAACCCCCUCCUGCCAUCAGGGACCCUGCUCUGCUGGAGGAGUUCCUGGAGCGAGCCAAGUUCAUUGCAGAUGACCUCAACUGGCUUCUGGCGUUGCCUCAUGACAAAUUUUGGUGCCAGGUGAUCUUUGAUGAGACCCUGCAGAAGUGUUUGGACUCCUACCUGUGCCGUGCCCCCCGCAGGUUCGAUGGGGUGUGGCAUUGCCAGCCAGAGGUGGAAGACGUGCAGAAAUCCCUCCAUCGCAGCGUCUUCCUCACCUUCCUCAGGAUGUCCACCCACAAGGAGUCCAAGGAUCAUUUUAUCACUCCCUCUGUCUUUGGAGAAAUCAUUUACAACAACUUCCUGUUUGACAUCCCUAAGAUUCUGGACCUCUGUGUGCUUUUUGGGAAAGGAAAUGGCCUCCUGCUCCAGAAGAUGAUUGAAAAUAUCUUCACUCAGCAGCCAAGUUACUUUGGUGACCUGGAUGAGACUCUGCCCACUGUCCUCCAGGUGUUUAACAACAUCUUGCACAAGUGUGGUUUGCGGUGUGAAGGAGCCUCUGCUGAGCCCCAGAAGUUGGAAGAGAAAGUCAGUGUGACUGCGGGGAACAUGCCCCUGCAGGAGCUGAAGGACAUCGUGCUGUAUUUAUGUGACACCUGCACAACACUCUGGGCCUUUCUUGAUGUGUUCCCCUUGGCUUGCCAGACCUUCCAAAAGCACGAGUUUUGUUACAGGUUAGCUUCCUUUUAUGAACUGGCAAUUCCUGAGCUGGAAUCUGCAAUCAAGAAGAGGCGUUAUGAGGAUAACAGCGUUUUUGCUGAUUUGUGGAGGAGGAUUUCGCAUUCCAGGAAGAAGAUGAUAGAAGCUUUUCACAUCCUGAUAAACCAAGUCUGUCUGCAGCCCAUCUUGGAGAGCAGCUGUGAGAAUAUUCAGCCAUUUAUUGAGGAGUUUCUACAGAUCUUCACCUCAGUGCUUCAGGAGAGGAGAUUUCUCCGUGACUAUGAUGAGCUGUUUCCCGUUGAGGACGAUGUCAGUCUGCUCCAGCAGGCAUCCUCCACACUAGACGAGACCAGGACAGCCUAUAUCCUCCAGGCAGUGGAAAGUGCCUGGGAAGGGGUGGACAGGAGAAAAGGACAAGCUGUUAAAGAUCCAGCAGCACCAGCAGCAUCUGAUGGAGCAUCAGCAACAGUGGAGAGCUGUGCUGAGGACGGGGAGGAUGCAGGGGCUGCCUGUGCCCUGGAGGAUGAGUGCGCUGGGGCAGCAGCCGCGCCCGUCGCCCGCGUGUCCGGUGUGGAGCUGGACUCCCUCAUCUCCCAAGUGAAGGACCUGCUGCCUGACCUCGGGGAGGGGUUCAUUCUGGCCUGCCUGGAGGAGUAUGGAUACAGCACAGAGCAGGUGAUCAACAACAUCCUAGAAGAUAAGCUGGUGCCUCACUUGGACAAGCUGGACCGAAGGAUGCAAAGACAGCUGAAGCCAGACCCCACUCCCCUGGUCACCUCUCGCUGUAAUGUUUUCCAGAAUGAUGAGUUUGAUGUUUUCAGCAGGGACUCGGUGGAUGUAUCUCGGAUACAGAAAGGCAAGAGGAGGGAGAAGGACACGACCAGGAGCCUGGUGAACGACAAGAGCCUGGUGCAGGAGCAGAGGGACAGGUACAGCCAGUACAGGGUGGUGGUGGAGGAGCUGCCCCUGGGCCCGGGGCAGGCCCAGCCCUACGGGGACUACGAGGACGAGUACGACGACACCUACGACGGCAACCAAGUGGGGGCCAACGAUGCUGACUCGGAUGAUGAGCUGAUCAGCAGGAGGCCAUUCACAAUUCCUCAGGUCUUGAGACCUAAGGGACAGGAGGAAGGACAGGAUGAGGAGGAAGAGGAUGAAGAGGAGGAGGAGGAGGAAGCUGAAAAGGAAAGAACGAAGGACCACUUUGUGCAGGACCCGGCUGUGCUGCGGGAGAGGGCCGAGGCCAGGCGCCAGGCGUUCCUGGCCAGGAAGGGGUACAAGCACGACAGCUCUGCCGUUGUUGGGAACGCCAAGGGCCACGGGCAGAACCGGGAGACGGUGCAGGAGCGCAGGAAGAAGGAGGCCAACAAGAGCACCAGGGCCAACCACAACCGGCGGGCCAUGGCCGACAGGAAGCGGAGCAAAGGCAUGAUCCCUUCCUGAGGGACUCCUGGCCGGGCGUGGCACCAUCCCCAGCCUCCUGCUCGGCAUCCCCUGCGCUCAGGGGGCUGGAUGUCGUGGUUCAGCACCUGGCGCUCCAGCUCGCGUGGAACGGCGUUCCCUGUGGGAGCUCUGCCUUUCCUGGGAAGGAGCAGGCCCUGAGUCUCUUCACUCGUGUGUGCUGGUGGCUGCACCCAAUACAGGGGACAGGCUGUACCAGCCCCUCCUUCCCUUUUGUACUAUUUAUAAUCCACAGAGUUUUAUUUUCAUACUGAUCCCUGCGCCUUCCCUGCCGCUCCCGGGGGCUCCAUGGCCUGCCUGGGACUCUGGGACAGCCCCCAGCUCUCUGCCCCACUGAAAUGCCUUAUUCUGAACUGGAGUCAUAGAAUAUCCCAAGGAAGGGACCCACGAGGAUCAUCCAGUCCAACUCCUGGCCCUGCACAGCCCCAUCCCCAAGAGUCCCACCCUGUGCCCCAGAGGAUCAUCCAAACCCUCCUGCAGCUCUGGCAGCCUUGGGGCUGUGCCCACUGCCCUGGGGAGCCUGUUCAGUGCCAACCACCCUCUGGGGGAAGAACCUUGCCCUGAGAUCCAACCUGAGCCUGCCCUGGCACAGCUCCAUGCUGGCAGGGAACUGCUCUGGCUGUUCCCACUGCCGACAGACCCCCAGGAGUUGAGGUAAGACCUUGCCAUGGAUUUCUGUCCCUUGAGUGAGGCCUGUGAAAACAGACCAUGGCAAAUAAAUGAUGGAGGUGUUUCAGUUGGUGUUUCAGGCUCUCACAGACAGGAUUGAUCUGUAACUCAGAGGAACCUCCACAGGCCUCUCAGUGCUGGAUCUGCAGGUGGGGAAAUUCUCUCCCUGGUCAGUGUUGGUUCAGUGUAAUGAGAUUUACCCACUGAGACUAAACAUGCUGGGAAAUGAGGAUCCAGGCAUGCCAAGUAAGAUGCCAGUGGUGUGGAAAUCCGGGCUGAAGGCAGCAGGUCAGAGUACCCUGGAGCUGCCUCCUCAGUAACCCCCAUGAGGCAGUACUGCCCCAACCACCCUCUACUGUGGGAAGGCUGAGAGGUGAGAGGGACCUGCUGAGAGGCUCUUCCCGAGGGCUGCAUUUUGUCAGGGAGUUGUUUCCCAGGCAGGGAGACACAGAAAUUACCAAGUGACCUGUUUGUGGGGUGCUCAGAUGCCACAGCAGUGGCUGCCACUCUACCUGGGCAUCCCGGACUCACCCACCCACAGCUGGUGAUAAAGUUGUCCCGGUUGUCAUGGAGCGUUAGGAUGUUUUGGAGUUCUGUCCCUGUCAUGGAGAUGAACUUCCUGCAAUCAAUUAGCCUUUGCUUUGUUAAUUUACUUGGUUAAUCUGCCCUGAGUGGCACCUCCCCACCACCCUGGAGCUGCAAAGGUGCCUGUGGCUGUCACCCCC
Molecule: messenger RNA, 3871 nt
Organism: Myiozetetes cayanensis
Lineage: Eukaryota; Metazoa; Chordata; Aves; Passeriformes; Tyrannidae
Gene: ASCC2
Product: activating signal cointegrator 1 complex subunit 2
Exons: 19
Coding region: 198-2459 (753 amino acids)
Biological process (GO): regulation of DNA-templated transcription
Molecular function (GO): ubiquitin binding
Source: RefSeq, a predicted model, not a curated record